CAUUCGUAUUCAUACUGGUGAAGGGCUAAUUGUGUGUCCAGUUUGUGAUAAAAGGUUUGCUUCGGGUGGAUCACUUAAGAUCCACCUCCGUACCCAUACAGGGGAAAAGCCAUUUAAGUGUUCCGUUUGUAUGAAAAAUUUUACGUCAAGCACCCAUCUACGAAAUCACUUGCGCAUCCACUCAGCUAAAAAGUCAUUUGAGUGUUCAGUUUGCGGAGCAAAAUUUAAGCAUUCCAGUACUCUUUGGAACCACCGCUUUAUCCAUACAGGGGUACCACCAUAUAAGUGUACAAUUUGUGAAAAAAAGUUUUCCCGAGGUGGUUAUCUUAAAAUUCAUCUGCGUGUUCAUACAAGGGAAAAGCCAUACGAGUGUUCAUUUUGUGAGAAAGUGUUCAGUCAAUCUAGCGGCCUUAGAACGCACAUCCGCCGCGUUCAUACAAAAGAAAAGCCUUUUGAAUGUUCGGUUUGUCAGAAGAAGUUUUGCACCUCGGCCGAACUCAAGGUGCAUCAUCUUCGCAUGCAUACAGGUGAAAAGCCAUUUAAAUGUUCAGUUUGCAAGUUAAGGUUUAGUCAGUCUGACAACCUAGAAAAGCACUUACUUAGGCAUAUAAGGAAACUUUUGCAGCAGUAGCAAUCAAUUUGAGAAUGCGCCCACUCUUCUAUAGUGGGAAAGCGAGGGGAAAGCCUUUCAAGGGUUCAGUUUCUACGAAAAAAAAAUCUUUCAGUGGAAGUAUGGGAAUGCAUGACUCUUGACGUAUCUAUUGCACUUUUUGGUUCUUUGGUAAUUAGUUGUUCAAGCAAUAACGAAUGAUGCAAUCACUACUUCAGAAUAAAGCAAUGGAGUAGAUAGAGUUAAUUAAUUGUCCACUUGUGUGUAUGUGGUAGUUGCAUUCUUAUUGUGUUUAUAAA
Thrips palmi is the source of this 909-nucleotide messenger RNA. Its product is annotated as zinc finger protein 239-like. The transcript has a single exon. The coding region runs from base 131 to 631 and encodes 166 amino acids. The record is from RefSeq and is a predicted model, not a curated record. Gene Ontology annotation, cellular component: nucleus. NCBI's taxonomy places the organism in Eukaryota, Metazoa, Arthropoda, Insecta, Thysanoptera, Thripidae.